Neoarthrinium moseri is the source of this 2379-nucleotide messenger RNA. RefSeq lists its product as uncharacterized. The transcript is spliced from 7 exons. Gene Ontology annotation, molecular function: oligopeptide transmembrane transporter activity. Bases 1 to 2379 code for a protein of 792 amino acids. Gene Ontology annotation, biological process: transmembrane transport. Lineage: Eukaryota; Fungi; Ascomycota; Sordariomycetes; Amphisphaeriales; Apiosporaceae. The record is from RefSeq and is a predicted model, not a curated record.
AUGCCGCCGAACACGGUUAUCGUUGGAUCGCUCAACUCUGUUGAGGGCAAGGUCGUUGAUGUCCCCACCCAUCAAGCCAUCGACGAGAAAAUUCGCAUCGCUGCCGAGGAUCCAGCACGAAGCAAGGAGGUAGUGCCUGCUGAGAUCACGGCUGCCGCGCCUCAAUACGAUGGUGAAGAACCCAAGAAGGACGGCGAUGGCGAGGACGUUAUCAUCAUUACGGGUGCCGAUGCUGCCAAGCACCUACUGCCGCUACGCGAUGAUCACGAACCGGUCUUAACCGCCCGGAGCAUAUUUCUGGCUACUGUCCUCUCGGCGUUCCAGGCGGUCAUGUACCAGAUCUACAUGUUCAAACCGACCACAAUUACCAUCUCGGGCACAUUUAUCGUCCUCAUCUCGUACUUCGUUGGCAAGGCCUGGGCUGCCUUUCUACCCCGUGGUGACCGAUUAGAGGCUCGAUGGAGGGCGAAAGGCGGCCAAGGUAAAAUUCCGAAAUAUAUAUCGCUCAUCUCCUUCUUCAAUCAUGGACCAUGGAAUCUGAAGGAGCAUGCGAUAUGCUCUAUCACUGCAACCUCCGCGUCGCAAGCGGCACCCAGCAUCCAGGUCUUCGCAGCGCAGGAUCUUUUUUACGACCUACCCCUCAGCGCAACCACUGUCAUCCUGAGUACUAUCUCGAUUGGUCUGUUCGGGUACGGCUUGUGUGGUAUCAUCCGGCCAAUUGUUGUCUGGCACGUCGAUGCGGUAUACUGGAGUGUCCUCCCCACAAUUAAGACUCUCCAGGGGCUGCAUUGGCAAGAUGUGAAGAACUCCAAGCCUCUCCGAUUCUUCUGGUACAGUUUCAUAGGAAUGUUCGCUUAUGAAUGGUUGCCUGCAUACAUAUGGCCAUGGCUCAACUCGGUCUCCAUUCCCUGCUUGGCCUCAAUGCACGCCACUGGCGACAAGGCCGCCGUCCUGACGAAUAUUUUUGGCGGUUCCAUCAACAAUGAGGGCCUGGGACUCUUCACCGUGUCACUUGACUGGCAAUAUAUCACUUCCUUCCAGACCUCUCUCCCUCUCAAAUUACAAGCGCACCAAGCCGCAGGUUUCUUUUUCUGCUUCAUUGCGAUGAUUGGGAUCUACUAUACCAAUGCAUGGGAUGCCAUGUCCCAGCCAUUCAUGUCGACACGGCUUCGGACAGAAGACGGAUCAGCAUAUCCCAUUACCAAGGUCUUCUCUGGUGGCGUGCUUGAUCAGGAGGCCUUUGCCACUUACGGCAUCCCCAGCCUGGCAGGGUCAUUUGCGUAUGCGAUGUUCAUGGCAAAUGCUGCUAUUGGAGCCCUUGUUGCCCACUGCAUUUUGUUUUGGGGCGGGGAUGUAGUGAGAUCAUAUAAGAGUGCAAGGCAGGGUCGAUAUGAUGAUUUGCAUCAUGCUCAUAUGGCCAAGCACUACAAGGAGACACCGUGGUGGUGGUACGUUAUUGUGCUCGUCGUCAGCUUUGUUCUUGGCCUUGUUGUCGUUGUCAAGGAGAAUGUCACGCUUUCGGCUUGGGCAUAUGUGGUUGCGCUGAUUCUGGGAACAAUCAUCGCGCCCUUCAGCACUCUACUUUACUCUCGUUACGGAAACGGAAUUGCCACGAAUAACCUGUCCAAGAUGCUUGGGGGCCUCUUGGUGCCGGAGCGUCCCAUCGGUAACAUGUACUUUGCUGCAUGGUCACACAAUGUAAUCAACGAUUGUGUGCAGCUAUGCCAAGACCUCAAGAUGGGAGAAUACUUGAAGAUACCGCCACGAAUAAUGUUUCUCACCCAAAUAUACGGAACAAUCUUGGGCGGCUUUAUCAAUUACGCCGUUAUGAUCUCCAUCGUCAACGGAAACCGCGAGCUCCUUGCAGACAGCGACGGUAAUUCGUCUUGGAGUGGCGCAACCAUGCAAUCUUACAACACAAAUGCAACUUCUUGGGCGCUUGCAAAGUAUCUUUACAGGGCUGGCGGGAAGUACGAAAUGGUCCCUAUCGGAAUAGGAAUUGGCGCUGGCAUUGUCGUCGUCCAUCGUGUCUUUGCAUAUUUUGUUCCCAAAAUCCGAAACUUCUCGACCUCAGAGAUAAACUUCCCCCAGUUCAUUCAAUACGCCGGCUACAUCCCUUACAACCAAUCUCAGACAUGCGUUCUUUUCAGUUGGGUUAUCGGGGGCUUCUAUGUUCAGUACUACCUGCGAAACUAUCGCCCGCGCAUCUUCAAGGACUACAUGUACCUUGUUACUGGCGCAUUCGACGGCGCGAGUCUAUCGGUACUGUUCAUUCUAUCCUUCGCCGUCUUUGGCGCUGGUGGGCCUUCAAUUCCCUUUCCUACAUGGUGGGGCAACAAUGCUGAUGGAAAUUACGAUCUUUGCCCUACGGCGGAGUAG